This is a messenger RNA of Capsicum annuum, 1443 nucleotides long. RefSeq lists its product as uncharacterized. Bases 340 to 1263 code for a protein of 307 amino acids. Lineage: Eukaryota; Viridiplantae; Streptophyta; Magnoliopsida; Solanales; Solanaceae. The transcript has 4 exons. The record is from RefSeq and is a predicted model, not a curated record.
AUGAGCGGCGAGAUACUCGUAUCGUAUUCGCAUAUUCUCUUGACAGUCUCUCAAAUACAACUACCUUCAGACACACAAAAAUACUUACUACUAUUUACUAGUGUGUGUAUAUAUAUAUAUAUAUAUGGCUCUCACAACGUCAUCCAUAAUGAAAUCGACUUGAAAUUUCUAUUGCAUUAAUUUUAACCUGAUUAAUUGAAAAGUCAAAGUGUUUAGUUUUUCCACAUUGAAAUGUCCGAAUAGGAAUAACCAAGGUGUGUGUUACAUUUAAUUAUUACAACCUGUUUAUAGCAUAGGAAUAAUUGCGGUUCAUUUGAUUAAUUCAAUUGUAUUCAAGACAUGAUGAAGAGUGGAGAGGUGUAUUGUUAUACUACAAAUGGGAGUAAUGAUAUACUAGAAAGAGGCAGUAGUAACAGUAGUAGUUUAGGGAAUGAGAUUGAAGAAAUUGAAGAGGAUCAUUAUGUUCCAGCUAGUGAAGUGUUGGAGAUCAAUAAUGAUGGAAAUAGAGGAGGAGGAGGACUAGCUACAAUUAAAGAAGGUCAUGAAGUUGAAGGGAGUUUAUAUUCUUUUGAUUUUCAUAAUAAUGGGAAUGCUGUUGUCUAUGUUGCUGUUGGGAAUAGUAGCAGUGGUAAUAAGAUUAGUAAGGAGUCAAGUAUGGAUGCUCUUGUUUGGACUCUCAAACAUGCUGUGGUGGAUCCUUCUAAUACCAUUGUUUUCCUCAUUCAUAUCUAUCCUGAAACUAAGUCAAUCCCUACUCCUUUGGGGUUGAUUCCAGUAGGUCAAGUGAGUGCAGAGCAAAAGGAGAACCACAUGGCUCAAGAAAGAGGCAAGAGGCGGCACUUCCUUCAGAAGUUUUUUGAUGCAUGCUCUGCUACAACGGUUAAAGUCGACACCAUACUGAUAGAGAGCGACACAGAAGCCAAAGCUAUAUUGGACCUUAUUCCCAUCUGCAACAUAAGAAGGCUGAUCUUGGGCACCUCUAAAGCAAAUCUCAAGAAACUAAAGUCGAAAAAAGGUGGUGGAACAGCGGAUCAGAUAUUACUAAAUGCACCUGAAUUCUGUGAGGUUAAGAUAAUAUGUGAAGGCAAGGAAAUGGUUGAGCUGCAGACGUUUGAAUCUCCUUCUCCCCAAGCCACUACUGUUAACAGUCCAAAGCGAAUUCAGAGUCACAGCCAAGUUCAAGAUCAAGCCCAGAAUGGAUCCUUCGGAUGUGGAUGCUUUAAAGCCAGAGUCAUGCCUAAAAUCUUCAACAAUCUGCAUUAGCAUCAACAUCCAAAAUUCAAGGCUGGAUGUCAAUUUCAAGUAUAACCCCUAAACCUGGCUAUCAUAUCAUACAAUAGAAUUUGCACGAAUGUCCGUAACUAUUGUAAAUCCUGAAACAAUUGAUAUACACACCAUUGAUGAUAUGUUCAAAAAGAUGUAAAGUUCUCUCUUUUUCUCUGA